AUGACAGUGUUCUGUGGAACUGCUUUUCAUACUCCGAGUCGGCACGAACUGGAGGUGCUUCGGGAUAUUCUGAUGGUUGUCAAUGAUGCUGAUGGAACUAUUAAGCGUAUUGUGCAUUCAUCAGAAAGUGAUUACAAGAACAUACGGGAAGAAGCUACUUCAACAGGAAAGCUCAUAACACUCGGUCCAGGACAGUUUUUAAUUCCCGGACUAGUUGAUUUACACAUUCACGCUCCACAAUGGCCUCAGCUUGGCAAAGCCCUUCACCUCCCACUAAAUGCUUGGUUACAGGAAAAAACGUUUCCACUAGAGGCGAAAUAUAAAGACGUAAAUUUUGCAAAAAAAGUGUAUACCUCUUUGGUGGAAACAUUAUUGGCGAAUGGUACUACCACUGCUGUUUACUUUGCCACAAUUCAUUUGGAGUCCAGUCUAGAGCUGGCUAAAAUAUGUUUACAGAAAGGUCAGCGAGCAGUGGUUGGUCGUGUGGCAAUGGAUAUUCCUGAACAUUGUCCAGAUUUUUACCGUGAUGACAGUGCAACUGAUUCUGUGAAUAAUAGUGCUGCUUUCAUUGAAGCUGUAAAAGCAUUAAAGGGUAAUGAAAAUGGUUUUGUGCUUCCAUCUGUGAUUCCCCGUUUUGUUCCUACGUGUAGUACAGAGGCUCUUCGUGGACUUGGUGAACUUGCAAAGCGGUAUGAUUGUCAUGUCCAGACUCAUUGUUCAGAGUCAGAUUGGGAACACAAUCAUGUGAUUGAUCGUUUCAACAAACAUGAUGCAUUUGUAUUGGAUGAAAUGGGUCUUAUGACGAGACGCACUGUUUUGGCACAUUGUAAUUUUCUUUCUACAGAAGACAUGGAACUCAUCCAAAGUCGAGGUAGUGCUAUAGCUCAUUGUCCAUUGUCAAAUUUCUAUUUUUCCAAUGCUGUCUUUCCAUUAAAGAAGGCACUUGAUAAAAAUCUUCACGUUGGAUUGGGUACAGAUAUUUCUGGUGGCCACAGCCCAUCGGUGUUGGAUACCUGUCGUCACGCUGUUGCCGCUUCCCGCCUACUGGAAGACGGUGUGGACCCGAACAAAAAUGCGGAGGAGCGGAGUGACUGGAAAGACUCCCGUGUAAACUUCAUUGAAGCGUUUUGGCUCGCAACAACACAGGGUGGGGUAUCCCUUGAUCUUAACGUUGGCAAAUUUGCUCCGGGAUACGCUUUUGAUUGCUUGGUUGUGGAUGUGAAUGCACCUGGAAGUAAUGUAAGGGUUUUUGAUAGCGAAGAUUCCUUGGAAGAUGUUUUUCAGAAGAUUGUGUACAACGCGACAACUGCAAAUAUUAAGCAAACUUGGGUCAAUGGAAAACUGGUACACCAGCUGUGA
Molecule: messenger RNA, 1359 nt
Organism: Trypanosoma theileri
Lineage: Eukaryota; Euglenozoa; Kinetoplastea; Trypanosomatida; Trypanosomatidae
Product: guanine deaminase
Exons: 1
Coding region: 1-1359 (452 amino acids)
Biological process (GO): guanine catabolic process
Cellular component (GO): cytosol
Molecular function (GO): zinc ion binding; guanine deaminase activity
Source: RefSeq, a predicted model, not a curated record